Toxotes jaculatrix (banded archerfish) is the source of this 1831-nucleotide messenger RNA. It is a transcript of the gene rad9a, whose product is annotated as RAD9 checkpoint clamp component A. The record is from RefSeq and is a predicted model, not a curated record. Bases 255 to 1433 code for a protein of 392 amino acids. The transcript has 12 exons. Gene Ontology annotation, biological process: DNA replication checkpoint signaling; mitotic intra-S DNA damage checkpoint signaling; DNA repair. NCBI's taxonomy places the organism in Eukaryota, Metazoa, Chordata, Actinopteri, Toxotidae. Gene Ontology annotation, cellular component: checkpoint clamp complex.
GCGGUCAAUGGCGGCGUAAACAACGCAAAGAUCAGUGCUGGAGAUUGCUUAGUCGAGCAACUAUCGAAGAUAAAACUUUAAAAUAAAACAACAACCGAAUGGAGUAUGUUUUCGGCACUAAGAGGAUUACCACUCGGUGUGCAAACUAUUAACCCCCCAUUGGUUCACUUCUUGUUGGCGUUUAGCCGCUAGUUUCGGCUAACUUGUAGCCGAGUUUGCUAACUUAACGGAAAAGUAAUUUCUAGUCUGCAGAAAUGGACUGCGUCGUGACGGGAGGAAAUGUGAAAGUGUUGGCCAAAGCCAUCCACUCGCUGUCCAGGAUCGGUGAUGAGCUGUAUGUGGAGCCUCAGGAAGACGGGCUGGCCCUGCGGUCUGUGAACUCCUCUCGGUCGGCAUAUGCUUGCUUCCUGUUCGCACCACUCUUCUUCAGCAGGUACACCAUCCCCAGUGGGCAUGCCUUCCGCUGCAAGAUGGCAAUAAAGAGUGUGCAGGCUGUGUUCAGGUCUUUGGCGUCUCUGGAAAAAACAGUGGAAAAGUGUCAUAUCGUGCUGGACAAGCAAAAGAACCGCCUCACCUUCACCCUGCACUGUAAACAUGGCUUGCUGAAGACACAUAACCUGUCUUUCCAGGACAGUGAAAGCUUACAGGCAGUGUUUGAUAAGGACAGCUGUGCCAAUGUGUUCAGGGCCCAGCCCAGGCUGCUGGUGGACACAGUCGUGCACUUUCCACCGUCUCUGGAAGAGGUGACUGUGGCAGUGAGUGAUGAACGGAUGUGGGUCAGGAACCAUGUGGAUGCAGAUACAGAGCAGUCCAAGACCAUGCUGACAGAGCUGUGUCUGGCUUCAGAUGAGUUUGACCAUUUCGCCGUCCAAGCUCACAACAGCGUCACAUUUUGUCUCAAGGAGUUAAGGGGUUUGUUAGUGUUUGCUGAGUCUACUGGUCUCCCUAUUUCUAUAUACUUUGAUGAGCCAGGGAGCCCUGUGGUGCUUUCAGUAACAGACAGUGUCCUGGAGGGGAACUUUGUGCUGGCCACGCUUUCUGACGAUCCCAACCUCCGUAAAAACAACACUCAACGAGCACGCACACCGCCGCCUGCCCCUCCCGAUGACUUCAUGAAUGACGACAUAGACUCCUACCUCAUCGCCAUGGAUACCAGUAUUGUACCAGGUCCCUCUGCUACAGGUUCACCAACUCCCCCAUUAGCUGAAUCCACAUACUCAAAACAGCCUCCUGCAGCCAAUCACAGGACAAGGAUACACAGUGAGGAGGAGGAAGGGGAGGAAGAAGAUGAUACAGCUGAUUCAGACAGACCACCUAAUAAGAAGUUCUGUUCGUUGUUCUUUGGAUCCGUGCUUCCCCCGUCUUCUCAGAUGAGUACUCAACCAAUGACAUGUCAGGAGGUUCUGGCCAGUGACAGUGAGGAUGAGGCAUAAGUAGAGUGACAGUGGACUGAUGGGAUGUGAACUGUGGACUGAGGUUCAUGUGUGUCCACUUUUAUUACUGUUACACCAUGCCACUUGCACUACUUGAAAAUGUAGAAAUUGACAUCUUGGACCUUUAUUUUUAUUUUUACUGGCUUGUACAAAUGUUUGUUUUUUGUUGUUGUUAUUUUUUUUUUAAAACCAAAACUGUGCAGAAGGCAUCAGUACAGAACCCAUGUAUUCCAGCUUUUUAUUGGAUUAUAAUGUUUAUGGUGGAAAUCUAGGAUUAUGUGAAAGUAGACAUGAAGCACUUCCUGUUUAUUUUUGUUUGGAGUCUGUUCGGUUUGUGAUCAAGGAUCAAGGUGCAGCGGAGAAAAAAACAAGUCUCUCCAAAUAAAACAAACUUAUUU